Aspergillus tanneri is the source of this 1071-nucleotide messenger RNA. RefSeq names its product proteasome regulatory particle lid subunit RPN11 (gene PSMD14). The record is from RefSeq and is a predicted model, not a curated record. NCBI's taxonomy places the organism in Eukaryota, Fungi, Ascomycota, Eurotiomycetes, Eurotiales, Aspergillaceae. The transcript has 4 exons. Gene Ontology annotation, biological process: proteasome-mediated ubiquitin-dependent protein catabolic process; protein deubiquitination. Gene Ontology annotation, molecular function: proteasome binding; protein binding; metallopeptidase activity. The coding region runs from base 1 to 1071 and encodes 356 amino acids. Gene Ontology annotation, cellular component: proteasome regulatory particle, lid subcomplex.
AUGGAUCGACUUAAUCGCAUGCUUCAGGCUGCUCAGGGUAUGGGCAUGGGGAGUGCAGCUCCUGGUAGUGUGAGUUUUCCCUUUGACCGCUAUCUCUACAGGCUUAUUGUGAUCUAUUUCUGCGUUGCUUGGGAUACCCCCAACCUGAUCGAUAACUCCGAGACAGUACACAUCUCAUCGUUAGCUUUGCUCAAGAUGUUGAGGCAUGGUCGGGCAGGUGUGCCGAUGGAAGUCAUGGGCCUGAUGCUGGGAGAGUUUGUGGACGAAUAUACAGUUAGAGUCGUUGAUGUUUUUGCGAUGCCCCAGAGUGGUACUGGUGUUAGUGUCGAGGCUGUGGAUCCUGUCUUCCAAACUAAUAUGAUGGAAAUGCUCCGGCAAACGGGACGACCAGAAACCGUUGUUGGCUGGUACCACUCCCACCCGGGUUUUGGCUGCUGGCUCUCGUCCGUCGAUAUCAACACCCAGCAGUCCUUCGAACAGCUGACACCCCGUGCCGUUGCUGUCGUUGUUGAUCCGAUUCAAUCCGUCAAGGGCAAGGUCGUUAUCGAUGCUUUCCGUCUCAUUCAGCCCCAGACCGUUGUCAUGGGCCAGGAACCCCGGCAAACAACUUCCAACCUGGGUCAUCUGAACAAGCCCUCGAUCCAGGCUCUUAUUCAUGGAUUGAACAGACACUACUACAGCAUUGCCAUCAACUACCGCAAGACUGGACUGGAAGAGAAUAUGUUGAUGAACCUACACAAGCACGUUUGGACCGAAGCAUUGCAGAUGAAGGAUUUCCACGAGGAAGGUCAGCACAAUGUCGACCGGUUGAAGCAGCUCGUCAGCCUCGCUGAGGGCUACGAGAAGCGAGUCAAGGAGGAGACGGAGCUUACAAAGGAACAACUCAAAACGAGAUACGUCGGAAAGGUCGACCCCAAGAAACACAUUGAAGAUGUCAGCCAGGAUUUGAUCGAGGACAACAUCGUUGCAGUAUCGCGGCAGAUGAUUGACAAGGAGGCGUCGGUAGCUCGACUGUCGAACGGGAAGGACUCUCAAAACGGCGCCGGCAUGGAUGUAGAUGGAGAUCUAUAA